AAAUGGGCGGUGGUUUUCUAGAAAAUGCGUUUCCUCGUCUGUCAUAUGCGAAGCGAAGGGAAGAAGUGAGCCGACCGACAGACCGUCCGGAGGUCCGAACAGAACCAGAACAUCACGUUAACCACGGCGGGAACGCCUCGUUACUUCUAUCUAUACAUUAUAUUAACGGCCAGCGUCACGCGGGCACCUUAACGCGACGUUUACCGCCUUUUUCUGCCUCUAGCUGUUAUCACGUCGCAGCCCCCCCCCUCCGCUGCUAGCUGUUAUCACGUCGCCCCCCGCCGCUGCUCGCCUUUGUGGCGAUGAGUACGGACUUACUCUCUGACCUGGACAGCCGAUUCUUCGCAGACAACCUCCUGACAAGCGAAGACUGGGAUGCCUGCCUGUACCAGUGUGAGAGCAUGGAGGAGGGCGAGGACGGAGACUUCAGCCGGGGGCUGAAAUUCGAACCAUCGUUUGACAAUGACCUCGUGCUCACCCUCGAUCCUGACAACCCCACAUCGCCAUGGCGACACCUGGACGACAACCUCCUCACAGGAGAAGCUCCAGUGAUCAAAAGUGAAAUGACCAUCACUCAGCCGCUGCCGGUGGAAAUGUUGUUUCAGGUGAAGGCUGAGCCUCCCUCUCCUGCAUCCUCACUCGGCUCUGACUGCUCGGUCUCAUCACCGGACCCUCAGAUCACAGUUAAAGGUGAAAACCCUCCGACUCCUCCCUACAUGUACGGCGACGUGCUGUCUCCUCCGCUGGGAUCCAUGGAGAUCACCGUGGCGACGACCGCCGUGCCUCCACCACAGACGCAGAUCCCCGCGGUCAUCGGCGGAAUACAGACUCAGGCUGCAGUUCUGCCGAGUUCGGCCACGUUGAAGGCCAGCACCAUCCUGAGCACCAAGCCCCCCAUCCAGCCCAGACCGGUGUGUGUCACCACCCUCCCCGUCCCGCAGACACCGGCACCGGCCAAGACCCUCAUACUGCAGGGCCUCCCCUCCAUGGACCAGACCAGACCCGUCGUCUUGUCUCAGUCCGUCUGCCUCGGUUCUGCUCCGGCCAUCGUCAAAAUGGAGCCCGUCUCUCCGAGCAUCCCGCAGCACUGCUCCAGCCCGACCGCUCCGCCCACCAGCAAACCCAUCGUCCCGGCGACGACGACGUUACCUGGCAACGGCUCCAACGACAUCGACAUGAAGGUGCUGAAGCGGCAGCAGAGGAUGAUAAAGAACCGGGAGUCGGCCUGCCAGUCGAGGAAGAAGAAGAAGGAGUACCUGCAGAACCUGGAGGCCCAGCUCAGGGAGGCCCAGCAGGAGAACGAACGUCUCCGGAGAGAGAACCAGGCGCUGAGGGAGAGGCUGGCCGGGAAAGAGGGCAGCGACUCGGCGAGCAACAAGCGAGCCGUGUGCGUCAUGGCCGUCCUGCUGUUCAUGACCUUCAGCUUCGGCCCCGUCAGCAUCACGGACAGGAAGUUGUCGGGCCUACAGGAAGGCGUGGUGUCGUACACGGGACGGCAUCUGCUGGAGAUCGGACAAAAAAAACAGCAACAGUAUCGACAGCAGCAGGAGGAGACAGCCACUCAUCCGUCAAGCAGGGUGGAGGACAAGACGGAGACAGAGGAGGAAGGAGGAGACGACGCUCCGGAGUCGUAUCAGUUCAGGAACUUGAGUGACGUCUUCAGUGACAUGAAGGAUCUGGUUCUGCAGGACAUCGAUCGGUACUUCGCCUCUUCAGACUGCAGACAGUUCAACCGCUCCGAGUCUCUCAGGCUGGCCGACGAGCUCCGAGGCUGGGUUCAUCGACAUCAGAUCGACAGGAAGAAAUCUGGAGGGAAACCAAAGAUCGCCAAGAAGGCGAAGAUCGCCCAGAAAGCUCAGCUGAGGAAGACGAACUUCUCCAGAUAUCUGCCCAUCCAGACGCACCGCUCCAUAGAAAGUCAGCUGCAGGUGCUUCCCGGUCCUGAGGUCACGUACAGCGACUUCCUGGACGCCAUCGACCGCAGAGAGGACACCUUCUACGUGGUCUCUUUCAGACGGGAUCACCUGCUGUUACCGGCCAUCAGCCACAAUAAAACCAGCAGACCCAAAAUGUCUCUGGUGAUGCCGGCCAUGUCCGUGAACGAGAGCCUCUAUAACUCCUCUCAGGGUUACGAGAUGAUGAUGCAGGUCGACUGUGAGGUCAUGGACACGCGCAUCGUCCCCAUCAAGUCGUCCGCCGUCCCGCCGUCUCUCCGCGACCCGCCCCCGCCUCCCCCCUCCUCCCACCAUAACUCCCAUCACCACGGCAACCACACCUCGCUGCGGGGACGCCACCAUCCUCACCCCGCCCCCUCGUCCUCCUCGCCGUCAUCGCAGAGGCAACCUUUACCUGCGCGGCGGCGGACAGCGAAAUAUUUAAUCAGCCAAUCAGAAGGAGUCUGAUGAGGUAACAACAAAAACCUCCACGAAACAUCAGAAAAACCGUCAGUCACCGCCGUUACCAUAACGACGGGGCUGGGAUCGAAGAUAACGUCCUAAUAUAUAAAAAUCUACACAGCAGCACACCGCACUUAGAACCCGUGCUGCGUUUUAAUAUUUAAUGUUGACCAUGUACAGUUUGAAUGACAGGAAGCGGUUUGUGUGGCUCAGCUGACCCACAGGCGGCGCCGCAGAGCUGCACGGUCACGACCGACACGACGACCUUUUCCUCAGCAAUAAAAAACCCCCGAAAGAAACUAAAAUCAUCGCUCGUCACCGCGCAGCUCCGCGAUCACGUUGCCGACGCCGCCCGACAGGUCUGUGGAGUUUGCUUUGUAUAUUUGUGUCGUCGUGGCGAUGAAGCUGCACGUAGAGGAUAAAAACAUCAGGACGGAGGCCGCCGCGGGAAGCUGGAUCUUAUGACGUUUAACAUCUCUGCAGAGAUUUUGUAAGAGCGGAAGUAGAAAACUUUCACAAAUAUGAAAACAUUUAAAGUUUAAUUAAAGUUUAACUUUGUCUCUGUACUUUUCAUUUUGGUGGAUUUCGACACAAUUUCCUUGUUUUACGUGAAAGUAUCUGACUUCUUCUCGGAGUCGUAACUCUGUAACUACUGAUAUCUGUCCGUUCAUUCACGAGUACGCUGCGAACAGCUGAACGAACACGCCGGCGAUCUCCUGAGAUCCGACUUCCCGCGGCCUCCGUCACGGUUGUUCACGUCUGUUUGUCUGAAUGGAGGGAUUAUUUAAUAGUUGUAAAUAUCAGCGUCUGCUCUGUAGAUAGACUGUUUGUUUGUUUUUGUCACUUUUUAUAAUUUUUUUUAUUUCUUUGUCUUUUGAAAACAAAAUGUAAAAAUAACAAAAAAUAAUUAUAAAUGUUUGUUGACUGAUGAAGACUUGCAGUAAAAGACCUGAAUUUUUAUAUUUUUUUUAUUCUCAUUUUUUUUUUUGUUCCUUGGACCAAUCAGCUUCGCUCAGUCUGUCCUGAUUUAAAUAUUCAUGGAGAAAUAUUAAACAGGUUUUUGUUUUGUUUUUUAUUGUACAGAAUAAAUUAAAGAGGACGUCUCCGUCUGUAAGCGAUCGCUCAGUUUGUCACAGAAAAGAUCAAAUCUGCCAAAAACAACAACAAAAAAAUUGUUUUUACUGGAAAAUUUUGUAAAAAUUGUUUCUUUCUUUUUUGUUUUCUGACCAAAAAACUUUAAGAUUUUGUUUCUCGUCUUUGUGUUUUUGUCUCUGCAAGUCUAAAAAACGCUUUGGAAGUAGAAAAAGACGCUGAGUUGCAUCAUGGGAAAUGUAGUAUCCAGUGGCUUCAUCUUUAGUUCACACUAAAACUCAGAAAAGUCCCGUUCUGUUUCUAAUGUCUCUGAGUCUGUAAAAAUAUAAAACACAAAGAUUUAUAAUAAAACAAGUAAACUCCAUUUUCUACUUCGCAGCAGAUCAACCUGAAUAUUUAGUUUCUGCUAAUAAGUGAAGAAGAAGAUUAAAAACGUUUUAACGGUGCGGUGAAUUCCUUCAUUAGUCUCACAGGAAACAGCUGACUUUACUGUUCCCUAUGAUGAUGGUGAUGGUGAUGGUCAUCGCUCAGUUUUCAUUUUUCUCUCCAGUUUCUGUUUGUCUGUUUGUUUGUGACGCUCUUCGUCGUCUUCAGCCUGCUGGACUGCUCGUCAUCCUCACGUCUGCACAAAACAAGAAAACAACAAAAAAUAUGAACUUUGUUUUUUUAUACUGAUUGAAUUUGUUACUUUUUGUGUAAAGAAAUGAAAAAAUAAAAAAGGUCGCGAGUGAGUCGACUGAAACGA
This is a messenger RNA of Larimichthys crocea (large yellow croaker), 4233 nucleotides long. RefSeq names its product activating transcription factor 6 beta (gene atf6b). The transcript is spliced from 17 exons. Gene Ontology annotation, cellular component: nucleus. NCBI's taxonomy places the organism in Eukaryota, Metazoa, Chordata, Actinopteri, Sciaenidae. Gene Ontology annotation, biological process: regulation of transcription by RNA polymerase II; endoplasmic reticulum unfolded protein response. Gene Ontology annotation, molecular function: RNA polymerase II cis-regulatory region sequence-specific DNA binding; DNA-binding transcription factor activity, RNA polymerase II-specific. The record is from RefSeq and is a predicted model, not a curated record. Bases 303 to 2402 code for a protein of 699 amino acids.